AUAUUUGAUAUUUGCUUUAGUUUAACAAAUUAAGUCUAAAGAUUAUAUUAUCAACAGAGAAGAUUAAUGACAAACCUUUACUAAAUCUGUUAUCUACUUUUUCAUAAGUAAAAGUAUUUUUUCAAAUACAAUAUGGUAACUGUAAUUGAUCCUAUUUUUUUUGGGCUUUCUUUGUUGUUUUUAAAAUCAACAGUCCUUGGUACACCAUUAAUUAACAAUGAAGAAAUUGAUCCAAAGAGCAUAAAAUUUCUUCUUGACAAAGGUUAUUUAAAAACAACUCAAUCUGAAGUUGGUCAGUUACAGCAGAGAGACAUAAGUGGAGCCAUAAAAAGACUUCAAAGUUUUGCAAAAAUACCGAUAACAGGUCAGCUUGAUGCGCAGACUAGAGAAUAUAUAUCCAAACCAAGAUGUGGAAUGCCAGAUAUCACAAGUAAUUCAAAUAGAAAAAGAAAGAGAAAGUAUCUUCUUCAAGGGACUAAAUGGUUUAAACAAAAUUUAACAUGGGCUGUAGAGAAUGACAACAAUGAUGGUAUUUCACGAACAGAUGUUAGAAACAUCAUGCGUAGAUCGUUUGAAAAGUGGGCAGCUGUCACAAAUCUUAAGUUUAUAGAAUUGGAAAAACGACCAGUGAAUUCUGCUGAUAUUCGUGUUUCCUUUGAAAUAAAAAAGCAUGGUGAUCCAUAUGCUUUUGAUGGCGAAGGUGGAACACUUGCACAUGCAUUUUAUCCACUUGAGAACACAGGUUUAGCUGGUGACUGUCAUUUUGAUGAUGACGAAGUCUUCACAAUAGCAGCUAAUCCUAGUGGAUCUCAAAAAAGUUUAUUAUGGGUGGCAGUGCAUGAAUUAGGACAUUCUAUUGGGCUAGAGCACUCAGAUGUAAGAGGUGCCAUUAUGUAUCCUUGGUACACAGGUUUUAAAGGACAAGAUUUUGAUUUGACAUUUGAUGAUAUUUCAGGAAUUCAAAGCUUAUAUGGUUAUAAAGUUUUACCAACUUUAAAAACUACUUACACCCCGGUUGUUUCAAAAGAUGUUUGCCCAACUUACAUCGGCGCAAUUUUACGCAUAAAAGAGGGGAAAACUGAUAGAACAUUAGUGUUUAAUAAAGAAAAGUAUUAUCGAUUGAAUCACUUAGAUUUUGGUGUAGAAGAUGGUCCAUAUGUGGUUUCCUCAAAAUUUGAAGGAGUAACAUAUGUUGAUGCUGCUUUCACCAUAAAUGAAUUUCAUUACCUCUUUUAUGGUGAUAGUUUUUCAGUAUUUAAUGGCUGGACUUUGUAUAAACCAGCCAGAAAAAUAUCAGAUGGAUUCCAUAACCUAGAGGCUGGUUUUCGUGAUGUGGAUGCAGCACUAGUAAUAGAUUACAGUGUUUACUUUUUUAAAGGUGAAUAUUAUUGGAGGUUUACUUUGCAAAGAAAUGACUAUUUAUUAGACUCUGGCUACCCAAAGAAAAUAGUUGCUAAUUGGUAUGGCUUACCUAAUUAUGUUGAUGCUGCAUUUAAAUGGACUAAUGGAGAAUUAUAUUUUUUUAAAGGUUCUGAAUAUUAUCGGGUUAACAAAAACCGUUUUAAUGUUGAGUACGGUUAUCCAGUUAAGCUCUCAGAAAGUUUUUUGAAAUGUAAUUCUCAAGGAGAUAUAACAAGCAACAGCCAGUCUGCUAAAGGGCAUACAUCUAGUUACUUCGUUCUGCUCAUAACUUUGCUAUUAAUAGAUUGGUUAAUGUAAAUUAGAUAUAUUAAUUACUA
This is a messenger RNA of Hydra vulgaris (swiftwater hydra), 1739 nucleotides long. RefSeq names its product matrix metalloproteinase-24. Lineage: Eukaryota; Metazoa; Cnidaria; Hydrozoa; Anthoathecata; Hydridae. Gene Ontology annotation, cellular component: extracellular matrix. The record is from RefSeq and is a predicted model, not a curated record. Gene Ontology annotation, molecular function: metalloendopeptidase activity; zinc ion binding. Gene Ontology annotation, biological process: proteolysis; collagen catabolic process; extracellular matrix organization.